AACUAUAUAGUAUGUUUCCUAAAUGUAUUCAAGAUGAUUGGCUCCUUUCUUACCAGAGGACUCGUGAUGAUUUUUGGCUAUGCUUAUCCUGCUUAUGAGUGCUACAAAACUGUUGAGAUGAAUAAGCCAGAGAUUGAGCAACUUCGCUUUUGGUGCCAAUACUGGAUAUUAGUGGCUGUUUUGACAGUUUGUGAGAGGAUUGGGGAUGCAUUCAUUUCAUGGGUUCCAAUGUAUAGUGAAGCUAAACUGGCAUUCUUUAUAUAUCUCUGGUACCCUAAAACAAAGGGAACAACUUAUGUGUAUGAUUCCUUCUUUAGACCAUAUGUAGCAAAGCAUGAGACAGAUAUUGACCGAAAUUUGUUGGAACUAAGGACGAGAGCUGGAGAUAUUGCUGUUAUCUACUGGCAGAGAGCUGCAAGCUAUGGUCAGACAAGGAUAUAUGAGAUCUUGCAGUAUGUUGCUGCACAAUCAACAGCAAGGCCUCGGCAGUCUCAGCGACAGCAAGGGGCAAGGGUUCCACCAGACAAUGUUGCACCGAAACGCUCAGCAACCACGUCAAAUCAAGUGCGAAUUGAACCUCCAUCAUCUCCAUCUUCAAGCCAACAACAAAAAGAUGUAGCUGAAGAGGUGGGUGCACCACAAGUUUCAAAACUAAAAUCCACAUUUGAAGUUCCCAAUACUCAGAAAGUGUCAAAACCAACAACCGUAGUCGAGGUUCCUAAUACUCCAAAAGGUUUGAAACCAUCAACUUCAUUGGAAGCUCCUAAUACUCCCAAAGGCUUGAAACCAUCAACCUCAAUCGAAGUUCUUAAUGCUCAAAAAGCAGUUGCUGCAGCAUCUGAACCAGCCAGCAGCAGCCACUCUUCACCAUCCGAAGUCGAGCCAAUGUCAAUCGAAUCAAUGCCACCAGUAGUAAACGAUAACAGAAAUCCUCCCCCAAAAGAAACCGUCAUGGAAGAACCCACAAAAGUAACUCGUGCAAGAUUGAGAAAGACCCGUUCAGGUGCUAACCAUUGAAAAGCGGCACAGUGUUUCUAAAUCUCAGUUUUCUUCUUAGCCCCUUAGAACAACAGGAGAUGGAACAAUUGAUCAGUACUGAAUUGCUGAUCCUGGCAUUCAUGUAAAUUUGUUGUUUCUAUUUCGAUUUUAUUUUUUGGACGGUAACCGAUGGUCGGUCUAGUGAUAGUACUUGGUAUAUCUUGCAGUACUUGUCAAAAUUCCAUGGCAUGAUUACAAUGUUGGCAUAAAAAACACCUACUUUGGCUAUCGGUUGGAUAAAUUGUUGAUAUAGCCCUGAAUUCAGGCCUCUGUCCAAAAGUGCUUUUUUUUGCACAAAAGAUUUGUUUAGUUCAAAUCUUUUCUUAGAAGUGAGAUUCUUGAGAAUUCUCUGUUCAACCAUUUAAUUGAAUUCUAA
Benincasa hispida (wax gourd) is the source of this 1414-nucleotide messenger RNA. RefSeq lists its product as uncharacterized. The record is from RefSeq and is a predicted model, not a curated record. NCBI's taxonomy places the organism in Eukaryota, Viridiplantae, Streptophyta, Magnoliopsida, Cucurbitales, Cucurbitaceae.